AUGGGAGGGGAAGAAGAAGCAAACGAAAGCCUGUCUGGCACGUCAGUUCAAAGUGCCCCUGAUUACGUCCUCAAUCCACUUUCUAUUUUCCGAAUGGCGCGCAAGUCAAUUCCUGACAUGCAAGCACCAGAGAAAGCCGCAACUUCUUCCGCCCCAAAUAGCACGAAACCUGACUCGGUGACUGAUAUGGAUCGGCAGCUCAGUGAUGAUCUAGCUCGUGAGUCACAGAACUGUGGCCCUACAUACCCCGAGGUCAGCCAUGAAAACCCCGAGGAGCUUCAAUCGCUAUUCAUGUCGGAUUUGGGAUGGGCGUGGCAGCCUGCAGAUACGGCCGUUGGAUCUGGCAUCAAAGGGAUGCCGAAUUAUUCAAGAACGCAUUGA
Molecule: messenger RNA, 381 nt
Organism: Penicillium argentinense
Lineage: Eukaryota; Fungi; Ascomycota; Eurotiomycetes; Eurotiales; Aspergillaceae
Exons: 2
Coding region: 1-381 (126 amino acids)
Source: RefSeq, a predicted model, not a curated record